AUGUCGUCUAUUUCCAUUGCAACACUACCGCGCAUGAGCCGCGACGCUCUAUCCGCACUCCUUCUCUCCGGCACUACAUCCGGCAAACUAGCUGUUAUCGAUGUUCGGGACUCAGAUCACAUUGGCGGACACAUUAAGUCUUCAACUUGGGUCCCUACUUCCAGCCUUGACGUCCGCCUGCCAGAGCUUCUCCGCACCCUGAAGGACGUGGAGAAGGUUGUCUUCCACUGCGCCCUCAGCCAGCAGCGCGGUCCGUCCGCGGCCCUGCGCUAUGCUCGUGAGCGCGAGCGUACUUUGGGCGAGGAAGAGAGCAAGAAGCAGGAAGUUUAUGUUUUGGAAGGCGGUUUCGUGCAGUGGCAGGAGAAGUAUGGUAACGAUGAGCGGCUGACGGAGGCUUAUGUUGCGGAUAUUUGGCGCGAGUACUGA
Penicillium daleae is the source of this 426-nucleotide messenger RNA. Its product is annotated as phosphatase YCH1. The transcript is spliced from 2 exons. The coding region runs from base 1 to 426 and encodes 141 amino acids. Lineage: Eukaryota; Fungi; Ascomycota; Eurotiomycetes; Eurotiales; Aspergillaceae. Gene Ontology annotation, cellular component: cytoplasm; nucleus. The record is from RefSeq and is a predicted model, not a curated record. Gene Ontology annotation, molecular function: protein tyrosine phosphatase activity.